UGCAACAUUUGUCUCAGCAGGAGAAAACCUCUCCAGCGUGACGCGGUCUUUGAAGAAGAGUUGACGAAUGGGCUGUUUUUAGCUGAGGAAAGCUUGAUUUCUUUACGAAAUAUAUACAACGAGAGCUUGUAUGCAAGUCGCUUGAGGAUUUACAGGUUUAUAGCAGUAAAUAACCGCGGUAUUUUGGUUAAUUUCUCGACGGGCCCGGAGACAGCUUGAUAUCGGUAGAGAGACUCAACUCAGGUCCUUUCGUCCUGACAUGGACACAGGAAUUGUACCAGAAAAGAAAAGGGUGAGCUCGGAGCGGAGGAAGGAGAAGUCGAGGGAUGCAGCACGAAGCCGGCGUGGAAAGGAGUCGGAGGUGUUCUAUGAGCUGGCACAGCAGCUGCCCCUGCCCCAUAGCGUCAGCUCCAGCCUGGACAAGGCCUCGAUAAUGAGGCUCAUCAUCAGCUACCUGCGCAUGAGAAAACUGCUCAGCACUGCUGAGCCAAGGGCAGAGGAGGAAACCGAGCUUGAUACACAGCUAAACAGCUCCUACACAAAGGCUUUGGAGGGCUUUCUCAUGGUUCUGGCUGAAGACGGAGAUAUGAUCUAUCUCUCUGAGAAUGUCAACAAGUGCCUCGGGCUAGCCCAGUUUGACCUGACUGGACACAGUGUGUUUGACUUCAUACAUCCCUGUGACCAGGACGAGCUGAGGGAGAUGCUGGUCUAUAAAACAGGGCCCAAAAAGGCCAAGGAAUCAAACACAGAGCGCAACUUCUUCCUCCGAAUGAAAUGCACUCUCACGAGCAGGGGCCGCACGGUCAAUGUGAAAUCAGCUACAUGGAAGGUGCUCCACUGCUCGGGUCAUGUCCGUGUUUAUGACAGCCACACUGAGGAGACUCCCAACGGGCACAAGGAGCCACCUGUUCCCUACCUGGUUUUGAUCUGUGAUCCCAUCCAGCACCCCUCCAACAUUGAGGUCCCACUGGACACCAAGACCUUUCUCAGCCGACAUACAAUGGACAUGAAGUUUACGUAUUGUGACGAGAGGAUCACUGAGCUCAUGGGUUAUGAUCCAGAGGACCUGUUGAAUCGUUCUGUGUAUGAGUACUAUCAUGCUUUGGACUCAGACCAUCUUACCAAGACUCACCACAACUUGUUUGCAAAGGGCCAGGUCAGCACAGGCCAGUACCGGAUGUUAGCCAAGAGAGGAGGCUUUGUGUGGGUGGAAACACAAGCCACUGUCAUCUACAACAACAAGAACUCACAGCCACAGUGUGUUGUCUGUGUCAACUUUGUGCUUAGUGGCAUCCAGGAGGAGAAACUGAUCCUGUCUCUGGAGCAGAUUGAGGAUGUGAAGCCAGUGAAGGAGGAAGAAAAGGCUGUGGUUGAGAGCAGCCAACCCGACAUGUCUCCAACCCUGCCAAAGGACGAAGAGAAGGGCCCAGAGCUGGAUGUGAUCAAACUGUUCACUCAGGCGGUAGAGGCCCAGCCUCUGGCUAGCCUGUAUGACCAGUUAAAGGAAGAGCCAGAGGCCCUCACCUUGUUGGCCCCUGCUGCAGGAGACGCAAUCAUCUCCUUGGAUUUUAGCUGCCCUGAUUCAGAGAUCCAGCUGCUGAAGGAGGUCCCUGUCUACAACGAUGUAAUGCUUCCCUCCACUAGUGACAAUGUGGCUCUGCCUCUUUACCCUCUGCUGCCCGGGGAGCCUCUUCAUGUUACCACAACCAGCUCUGAGGAUGCCAAAGCUAAGAGCUAUGCUCCUGCCACGUCCCCCACAUCAACCAGCCAGAGCUCCACAGAGGCUGACAGUCCGCUGGACUUUUGUUUCCCCAUGGACUCAGAGAUGAGCUCAGAUUUUAAACUAGACUUGGUCGAGAAGCUGUUUGCCAUUGAUACAGAGCCCAAGACCCCCUUCAACACACAGGCAAUGGAAGAUUUAGAUCUGGAGAUGUUAGCUCCCUACAUCCCCAUGGAUGAUGACUUCCAGCUGCGCAGUCUGAGCCCAGAAGAGCUUCUAUCUGGUGGACCAGUCAAAUCCCUUGAGAGUUCUCCAGUCCAUGUCACACAGGACAUCCAUAGCUAUCCUAGCUCCCCAUUUAAUGCACCAGGCAGUCACACAGCUUCCCCAGCACCCCUCAAUGCCCCUAAUCCUGCCAUCGUUGUUGCUAAGAGGACCCCACAGCUGGACAAAGAAGUCUCGCUCAGGACCCUGGCAGCUCAGAAUGCACAGCGCAAAAGAAAAUUGGGUGACCUAAUAGAGAUGAUCGAACAGGGAACUUUGCCACAGGAAGAAGUGGAGCAGGGCAAAAAGCUGAGAGCCUCCGAUUCAGGAACAACCAGGACCAUACUUCUGCUGCCUUCAGAUAUGGCUAGUCGUCUACUGGGCAGCACAUCAGAGGGCACCAGUUCCCUUUUCACUCUUCCGCAGCUCACGCGCUACGACUGUGAGGUUAACGCCCCCUUGCAGGGUCGUCAGUUCCUGCUGCAGGGAGAGGAGUUGCUGCGCGCUCUGGAUCAUGUCAAUUGAGUCAAUGCUUUGCCUGCAUACCGCUGGACACUACAAUUUCUUCCUGAAUAUUGUUACUCUCUCUCCACGACCCCUAACCUCACCCCACUGCUCCUUAUUUAUGUAUCUGUAUGAGUCUGACUAUAGUAUGGCUGCUGUUUGUGCACCUCAUGUGAUAUUUGCAGCAUUCCACCACGACAAACACCAUAGCAGCUAGGGUGCAAGGGAUUCAGGUAUCGUGAGAUGUCCAAUUGUCGUUUUGUUUUUUCUCUCUUCCGGGGAGUCUCUCUCAGCACACAACGCCUUGACAUAUGACCCUUUUCCAGCAGGUCACCACAGACCCUGGCGCUACUGCCAGCAGUGUAUUGUAAGCUUGAGUCGCACAAUUUAUAUUUUCUUAAAAAGAAAAAUAUUACCAGCAAUAUAUAUUAAGCCUUUUUAAAGUUGUUUAAAUAGGAUUUAAACUAUUUUAUUUUUCCUCCCAUACUUGUAUGUUGUAGUACUUGUACCUAACAAUUUCUUUAGUCCAGAAGUAUGGACAUAUUGUUUAAACCUUAGAUGGUUUGAAUGUUUCCAUUUAAUAGCUAUCAGUCUCUGAGGAAAAUGCAUUUUAUUGUGUAGCAGUCCAGUACAUGUCACUUUAUACUUUACUGUGUGUGUUACUGUACAUAUACCAUGGACAAUUUUACUCAUUACUGUCAAAUGAAAUUAAGUAACUGCUUAACUUUGUUUGCUUCUCAUCAUAGAUGAAUGACAGUUUUCUCUAACAUAUAGUGAAUUCAUGUUUUUGGUUUUUACUGUGUGGCAUACUCAACAGUUUAAAAUAAGUGGCUUAUUUAUAUUUUACUUGUGAUUGUCAUGGUAGCAGCGCGAGUUGUCAAACAUGUUUGCUCAGUUUAAUGGUUGUCAGUCUAAUACCAUUGAUCCAUGCCAUAUUGUUGGUCUCCCAUGCUUCUUAUUGCCAUCUUAACAUUAAAUGGCUUUAAUAAAGUA
This is a messenger RNA of Etheostoma spectabile (orangethroat darter), 3481 nucleotides long. RefSeq names its product hypoxia inducible factor 1 subunit alpha a (gene hif1aa). NCBI's taxonomy places the organism in Eukaryota, Metazoa, Chordata, Actinopteri, Perciformes, Percidae. Gene Ontology annotation, cellular component: cytoplasm; transcription regulator complex; nucleus. The transcript has 15 exons. The record is from RefSeq and is a predicted model, not a curated record. Gene Ontology annotation, biological process: cellular response to hypoxia; regulation of transcription by RNA polymerase II. Gene Ontology annotation, molecular function: RNA polymerase II transcription regulatory region sequence-specific DNA binding; DNA-binding transcription factor activity, RNA polymerase II-specific; protein dimerization activity. Bases 260 to 2509 code for a protein of 749 amino acids.